Messenger RNA from Dreissena polymorpha, 5317 nucleotides. RefSeq names its product brorin-like. The coding region runs from base 186 to 659 and encodes 157 amino acids. The record is from RefSeq and is a predicted model, not a curated record. Gene Ontology annotation, biological process: negative regulation of BMP signaling pathway. The transcript is spliced from 4 exons. NCBI's taxonomy places the organism in Eukaryota, Metazoa, Mollusca, Bivalvia, Myida, Dreissenidae. Gene Ontology annotation, cellular component: AMPA glutamate receptor complex. Gene Ontology annotation, molecular function: protein binding.
UCAUCAAGUCGUCUUGAACAACUAGCGGUACUUGAGAACAUUUACCAGUGCUUGAGAUGCCGCGUCUGCUGGUGAUAGGCUAGUGAGGUGCAUUGUCAAUGGGCCGCUUCCUGAACUUGGCCGUGUGUGGGACCAGUGGUCAUUGAGAUCAUAAAGAAUAUCUUAUCCCAAUUUCCCGUGCUGACAUGCUGUCUGUAGUAACCAUUCUGCUAGGCCUGGUUGGCAGUGUUCAGUUGACGCCGGUCUUGAAAGAGGUCCCAGAAAAGUUAUGCCAGUAUGGCAACGCCACCUUCAAGCUCGGAGAGUCGCUAACUUCAGAUGCCUGCGACAGAUGUUUUUGUACUCAGUAUGGAGUUAUGUGUGAGCUGCUGAGAUGUCCUGAGGAAACAUGUCAUGAUGCUGUCAUGGGAAAAUGUUGCAUGGAGUGUCCAAAUGGUCCCAACUGCCUCCACUCUGGCCCACAUGGCACCGUGCUGGUUCCCAGGGACGGUGGCUGCCAGUACUCCCCGGGGCUCAUCUGCUACUGUUACCACGACAAACAGGAGGGGGCUGACACCCGGGCACUCACCUGGUGCUUCCCUGCGCUGCCUGGAGAUGACCGCCCUGGAGUGCGUACUAGCUUCUUUGGUGAUUUGAAGCCAAAGUGUGUUACUGUGUAGACAAAGCUUUUGAAGGAUAUUAUUAGAGCCUCUUUUUGAAAAUGCAUGUGUGUUAAGUGUGGUUCCAGCUUAGCAUGUGCAGUCUGCACAGGCUAAUCAGGGACAACACUUUCCACCUCAACUGGAUUUUCUUUGAGAAGAGACUUUCUUUUAACAAAAAAAUCCAUACAAGCGGAAAGUGUCCUUGCUUAUUAUCCUGAAGGGACACUACCUACAUGCAUUUAGCCCAGUUUUGCUAGAACGAGGCUCAUAUAGAAAAGUGCUUUAAUUAUGCUUCAGUGAAAACCAAGUGCUUACACCACUGUUUUACAGACAAUCUGUGUGGAAUAGAUAGACAAUCUUUGUGUUAUUGACAUGUAACACACAAACCAAGUUGGAAAAGGGGUUAAAUGUAAUCAGCAUGAAGAGAACAUGUGCAAAAAAAAAAUUAAAUGAACAAUUCCAAAUUUUCCUUGUUGAUUCACUCUCGUAAGACAAGUGGUACAUGAGUAUUAGUCAUUUUGUGACAAAGCUUUGGUUCUUUAUUGACUGUAAUGUUCACUGACAUUCUUCUUAAUAAAAAGUUUGUAAAUACUACUUACACCACUACUUUGUACAAAUGUUGACAAAUUUUUUAAACAUUUUGCUAAGUCUUCUCCUUUAUAGAAAUGUUAAAUGCUACUGAUUUAUCAACUUUUCUAUAGACAGUGCAUAAAUGUUACUUAUACUUAAGGACUGUUUUUAGUGACUGAUAUUUUUUCAAUGAAGUUGUCAUGAAAAAAAUGCGAAUAUUCAGUACUUGUGUUAAUAACGUUCAUUUUUAGCUCGUCUAUUAUAUAUAUAAUAUAUAUAGUGGAGCUAUCCUACUCACCCCGGCCUUAGCAUUCCCGUUAGCGUAAGCGUGCAAAUGUUAAAGUUUGCGUACCACCCCAAAUAUUUUCAUUGUCCCUUGACAUAUUGCUUUAAUAUUUUGCAUGCUUCAUUUCGAAAAUAUUUUUUUCUUUAAAACAUGGUUACAAAAAAAAUAAAAAAAUAUUGACUUUAUUUUUGAAGGACUGUUCAAACUUCCCACCCAAGCUAUUGCUAUCAAACUUGAAAUAAAAUCUUAUUAGUUUGUUUUAUGUCUUUACAAAUGUUCAAUAGAUUGUGGAUAAUAUACCUUAACUAUAACCUUGACCUUAUUGAAUAAUUUGAACAAUUUCCCCGUGAUGGCUUACGUUAUACUGUCAAGCACUCAAAUAGUCGAGCGCGCUGUCCUCUGACAGCUCUUGUUGUUAUUCUUCUAUUGUUUCACAUGCUAAAAGCAGAGCUCCAGAUAAGGUUUUGUGAAUUUCUUAAAUUACUACCUGAUUUUCAAAAAGAAUUCUUUACUCUGAAAUUUUAUUCUUAACGUUACUACUAAGUUUUGUAAAAUAAUUCUUAUUUUUUAUAAAUGACCUAAAAAUAAAUUAUAAUGGUUAUUUUCAUGCAAAAAAAUCAAAAUGAACAUACUAGCAACUUUAUUUAUACGAGUUCAACAGUGUCUUUUCAGUAUUAUACAAUUUUAUUUUUCAAAUACCUUCAUAUGCUUUUGUGUGUUUAAGUUUGGAUCCGUCGUGUUUUUUUUUAGCUUUUCCGACUGUGUUGGAAACUGAACAUACAACAUCGUAUAAGAUCAUUUCUAUAAUGUCUUUCUAAACAUUUAACUUCGGCUCACUUUGCGUGCAAUAUGUUAAAAGCGUGUUUUGGACGCUUUGCAGUUUUUCUGGACGCUCUCUGAGCGCCGCCAUUGGUUUUUGACAGAUAGACUGUAUACGCCGCUUUUAUUGGAAAAAAUGCGCUUUGUUAAACAAACCCGAUAACAAUUCUUUAUAAGCACCGCAAAGAUCUUUAAUACGCGAAAAGAACUCAAUAAAAAUCGAUACGAACCGAUGUAAAAAUAAUAUUCGUAACUUGAUUUUGUAAUUCUUAAUGGUACGACAAGAUUUUUAAAUAAAUACGUAACGGACUUGAAAAGAAUUCGUAAUUACGAAAAUACGACCCUUAUCUGGAGCUCUGCUAAAAGGAAACUAUUUCUUUAUGAUGUUAUCUUAUCUUUGUUUGUUAUUUUUUAAUCGAUUGUUGAUUUUCUUUUAUCUAAUAAACUAGCAUAAUAUACUUAUCUUGGAGUAAAUAUUUUACCACCAAUGAAGUUGAUCUUAUUAUUAAUCAAAAGGGUGGUUGUUCCCCAAUGUAGUCCUUACAUUUUAGCAAGGAGGAUUUGUUGUUCAAAUGAGGUUAUGCAUGGUCUGUUUUCUGGCAAUUGGAUAUUUUCAGUCAAUAAGGUUCAUUUUCUCUCAAUGAGCUUUCAUGUAAUGUUCGGUCAGUCAUCAAUUCGGUUAUAUUCUGUCAAUAAUGUUUUGUAUGGCCUAUAAAUAAACAAUGUACUAUAUUCUGUCAUGGGGUUAUGCAUGUUUUGUCAAUGAGGUUAUGCAUGUUCUGUAAAUGAGGUUAUGCAUGUUAUUUUAAUGAGGUUAUGCAUGUUCUGUCAAUGAGGUUAUGCACGUUCUGUCAAUGAGGUUAUGCAUGUUCUGUCAAUGAGGUUAUGCACGUUCUGUCAAUGAGGUUAUGCAUGUUCUGUCAAUGAGGUUAUGCAUGUUAUUUUAAUGAGGUUAUGCAUGUUCUGUCAAUGAGGUUAUGCAUGUUCUGUUAAUAAGGUUAUGUAUGUUAUUUUAAUGAGGGUAUGCACGUUCUGUGACUUUGUCAAUGACGUUAUGUACGUUCUGGCAAUGAGGCUAUGUAUGGUCUGUCAAUGAGGUUAUACUCCCAUGCCAUAGGCGGGAGAUAUUGUUUUGGCGUUGUCAUUCUUUCCGUCUGUCCGGAGCCUUAUCUUGGAAGUGCUUUGGCGGAUUUCAUUGAAACUUGGUAUGAGUAUAUAUAUGGAUAAUAGGAUGAUGCACGCCAAAUGGCAUUGUACACCAUCUGAUAAUAACAGAGUUAUGGCCUUUUGUGUCUUGAAAAAAUGCUUUUUUGUGUGUCCAGAGCCAUAUCUUGGAAGUGCUUUAUCAGAUUUCAUUGAAACUUGAUAUCCAGAAGCAUAUUGGCGGGGGAUAUCAAUUCAGCGAAUUUGCUUGUUCAUUUUAUUUUAAUGAGGUUUUGUAUUUUAUUUUAAUGAGGUUAUGUAUGUUCUAUCAUGGGGUUAUGCAUGUUCUGUUAAUGUGGUUAUGUAUGUUCUGUUAAUGAGGUUGUGUUUAUUCUGUUAAUGUGGUUAUGCAGGUUCUGUUAAUUAUGUUAUUAUGCAUUUUGUUAUUAUGAGGUUAUGUUUGUUCUGUUAAUGAGGUUAUUUUUAUUCUGUCAAUGCGAUUAUGCAUGUUCUGUUCAUAAUGCUAUGUGUUUUCUGUUAAUAGGUUAUGUUCUGUUUAUGAGGUUUAAUAUUCUGUAAAUGAAGUUAUAUAUAUUCUGUCAACAAGAUUAUGUUUUUUUGACAAUGGGAAUAUCUAUAUUCUGUCUAUGAGGUUACAUAAGUUCUGCAAAUCAAGUUUUGUAUGUUUUGUCAGUGAGUUUUUUUUUUUUCGUAUAAUGCGACUUUGCAUGUUCCGACAUUGAGAUUAUGUAUGUUUUGUCAAGAAGGUUAUGUUCUGUCUAUAACUGUAUGUAUGUUCUGUAAGUGAGGUUUUGUUUCACCAAGGUUAUUUUCCAAAUGGCUUGGAAGCUAAUAACAUUUAUUAAAGCGUGUGUGUCCUUUCCGGUUAAUGUGUUGACAUGAUACGGCUUUCCUUCUCUUUUCAACAUCAUUUCUCCACGGUCAAUAGUUUGAUCCUUUUUUAUGCUGGGCAGAUUUUAUCAUCGAAUAUCGCUCAAAUAUACAAGUGCUACGUACAUUAGAUUGCACAUAUUUUGAUUGCAGAUUUCCUGUCAUCUUUUUAACAGAUAACACUCAAAACAAUACUAUUGAUGGCCUAAGUGGAUUUAACACUUCAGUAAAUAUUUUAAAUCUUGUAUGGUAUUCUUCGCUUUAAGGAUUUCUCUCCUUAUAAAAAAACCAGUUAAGGCGAAAAGUGUCAUCCCAAAUUUGCCUGUGCGGACGGCAAAGACUGAUCUGUGACGACAUUUUAUUAACACACAUUAAGCCCGAUUUUCCCGAAACGUGGCUCAAGUUGACUAUUGGUUCUCCACAUAUUGUCUGUGGAUACUCUUCAACAUUCAUCAAGUUUUCUGUUAUGAACGCAUACGCAUGAAAGCUAUUCACUUAAAACUUCAGAAGUAUAAACUUGUAGAUCUCUUUGACAAGAUAUUCAGUGGACAAUUACCGUUAUUCUGAUAGUCGAAAUUAAUUAUCAAUACAAGCUCAUAAAAUAAUACAACAUUAAUACAACUAACACAGGGUAUAAAACGGCGAAAACUACUUGCCUCGGCAUGGACGUUACCAUCUUCACUAUCACGUGAUAAUUGAACCGCGUUUAAGUUAACAAAACUUUCCAUAAUUCAUGUGCGUAACGUUCGGGGACGACACUUUCCGUCUGAACUGUUUUUUCCUUUACCAUAGACUUUAUUUACUAGUAAACGAAAAAUUCCAUACAAACGGAAAGAACGGAAUUGGGCAUCAGAAGUAUAUGUAGUACUUUUUAGCAUAUAAAAUGAUAAAAGCAUUGAUAUUUUGUAUUGUUUCCCUCCACACUGAUGAUAUAUUGGUUUAUGAUAAAUAAAACAGAUAAAUAUAA